AUGGGGGAAGCGGCGGUUCCGGGGACGGGGAGCAGGGGCGUGGGUAGUGAGGGCCAGCUCCUCCCCCGGGACUCCGCCCUUCAUAGUCCGCCGGCGGCUCCCGGGAGGCCAGAGGCCCUUGCUCGAAAGGGCGCCCCCGGCUGGCCGCUCGGAGCCGGGUCCUCCUGCUGCAGCUGCCUAGAUCCCUCGGGCCCUGCCGGGCACCUACCGCGAGACUGGGGGGCGGAGGUUACGGCUCGGCCACCGCUCGAGCCUUCAGGGACCUUUGUCCCUGGAGAUGCCCCCCUGAGCUCCUGGGAUCCCCUGGGAUCCCGGUCCUGGGAGGCUCCGUUUCCGCUAGAGUCCUCUGCGGUCCUCGCCCCAGCACACAAGAGCUCCAGAAGAAUCACUCCACACAUUAACCGCAGCCCGUCCUCCUAUCAGGUCGCUAGACCCGGUCUCCGAGGGCAACCCUACGGCGCGCUCCUCCCGAACGGAAGCCGCGGGACGAAGUUCCCCUCGGGGGAGGCCCUGGCUCAUCCCCGGACUCAGCCCGGAUCCCGGGGUGUAAACUGUCAAACCGACACCCCAUUCACUCCAGUCCCGGAAGGUCCGGCCCACCGCCAACACUCCACCCCCCGCCCCCGCCCGCUAGGGUCCCCGGCCCGACUUCUCGGGAGCCCGGGACAGUGGGUCCCAACGUUUCCUCCUCCGCCCGCCUCUCCGUCCUCUCUCCAACCCGGUCCCCCCUCAACUCUCACCCCUCCCCUGCGCCGCUCACCGCAGCUUUCCAAGGGUCCGGGAUCUCCGACAGCUUCCACCUCCAGCUUCUUUAAAGCCGGCCUUACGCAGCGCUGUCCAACCGCCAGAGGCCUUCUUGUCUAUACCUUGGGCACCGCCCAAUUGCCAGCCCUGAUCUUCCGGGGUUGGGAGCGACUACGUGAAACCGCCCGGCGGCCAUGACAGCUAGGGGCAGAGACGCUCGAUGGGUACAGCGCCGCCAUUACGAUUGAGGGCAGGCCGGUCUGAACAAUGAUGGGCCGAGCGGCAUCACUUUUUAAAGGCCCCUCAGCGGUCGACCACUGGGCCACGUUUGGACAACUGUAGUGAGGCGAAAGCUUCUUCGCCUUCCGUGUUUUCUUUUCUUGUUCCGCCGCCAGUAAACGUCGAUCGAAUGCUAACGGCUUGAGAAAGUCCCAUUCUCUUAGGCUCAGGUAUUGUCUGCGGGCCACUCUGAAGCUCCAGGACAGGCUUCGCUGCAGGAGGCCAACCGGGGGUUGCUCGGUGGAGCGGGUUCUGUGUGCCUUCUGGGCUCGCAAAUGUGACUCUGAAGAGGGGCCUGUUCUGUGCAGGGGGUCAGGUACUCUUUAGGAGUAAGUGAUAAGGAGCAGAAUCCUAAUGCUUGGAGAGCUUGCACCGGUGGACCUUUUAUUAGGAGCUGGGCUAUUGGUGGGGAAGAAAUUGGCAUUUACUGGGGUUUUGCACUGUGAAUGUGCCUUCAUCCUAACUACCGUAGGACUGCCUGUUUCAAGUGGGUGGGGGUGGGGUUGUGUGUUGGCACGUGUUGGGUGUCUUUCACAAUUGCUCUUUUUGAAGAAAAAAAAAUUACUCUGGCAGGAGUGGUGGCUCACUCCUGUAAUCCCAGCUCUCAGGGAGGCAGAGGCUGGAGUUCGAGGCCAGCCUGGUCUACAAAGUGAGUCCAGGACAGCCAAGUGUACACAAAGAAACCCUGUCUCAAAAAACCAAAAAUUAACACACACACACACAAACUUAAAAAGUGUUUUAUUGCCAAGCAGUGGUGGGGCACACCUGUAAUCUCAGCACUCAGAGUGGCUACCAGGCUGUGGACGGGCAGCCCAACAGUGGCUGUCUGCUGACAGAAAGGCCAAGGAGCCAGUAGUUGCUCAGUUCACAAGACAGUCUCAAUCAGGCACCAGGUCCCAGGGAACUCCUAGGGAGCUGCUGAUUUUCAGUCCGUGUUGGAAUCCUGAAAAAGUAGAUUGUAACGCCAGUGAAGGAAUGCCCUGGGGAACAGGAGAGGUGAAUUGCCAGUUAGAGUGAGGGUAUAAAGCAAAAAGCAAAAGCUUCCUUCUUCCAUGUUUUUAUGUGAGCUGCAACAGAAGGUGGUGGCCCCGAUUGAGGGAAGGGCUUUUAUAGCUCAAAUAAUCCAAACAAGCAAAUCCCUCACAGGCAUGCCCAGUUGGGUUUUAGUUAAUUCUAGAUUAGCCAUCCCAUGUGUGUUUAUGUGUGGGGGCACACGUGUCACUGUGCAUGUAUGGAAACCAGAAGACAUAAGAAUUGUUUCUCUCCUACCCAGGGUCCCUGUGGGUCCCAGGGAUAAAACUUAGGUUGUAAGGCUUGGUGUUAAGCUCAUUUACCACUGAACCAUUUCCUUCAAGUUGACAAGAAAAUUAGACAGUGCAAAACUUGAUUUUAUUUUUCAGCAGAGGGUGAAAAAGAUGGUAUCACACUGGUGGUGGCGGCACACACCUUUGAUCCCACACCAGGAGGCAGAGGCAGGCCGAUCUCCGAGUUCAAGGCCAGCAUGGUCUACAGAGCGAGUUCCAGGACAGCCAGGGCUACACAGAGAAACCCUGUCUGGAAGAAAAAACAAAAAAAGAUGGUAUGACAUAGUUCCGUUACAUACACUUUAGAGCUGGUGAGAUGGGAUGCUCAGUGGUUAGAGCAUUUGUAGCGAUCCCACAGGGCUACUCGCAACCCUCUGUAACUCCAGUUCCAGGGGAUCUGGUGCUACCUUCUGCCUUCUGUGAGCACUGGGUAUUCCUGUGCACAUACAUACACAUAGGCAGAAAGGAAACAUACACUUUAAAAUACUGACUUUAAUUAAUUAAGUUUGACAAUUUCAUAUGUCUAUGCUGCGUUCUGGCUACUAUUUCCCUAACCCUCUCAUAUCUCCUCUCACCCUUAACACUAGAUUUCCUCCAUACCUGCCUCCUUUCUGGGUAGCCUUGGCUGUCCUGGAACUCACUCAAUAGACCAGGCUGGCUUCAAAGAUCUGCCUGCUUCAAUCUCCCCAAAUGCUGAGGCUAAAGGUUUGUGUCACCAUCUUCACCCCCCUCGACCCCCAAGAUAUAGGAAAUGUCUUAAUCACCAUACUGGCUAGUUUUAUGUCAUCUCAACACAAGCUGGAGAUAUCAGAGAGGAGGGACCCUCAACUGAGAAGAUGAGAUGGGCUAUAGGCAAGCCUGGAGGACAUUUUGUUACUUGGUGAUUGAUGGGGAGGGCCCAGCCCAUUGUGAGUGGUGCCAUCCAUCCCUGGGCUUGCUGCUCCUGGGUUCUCUAAGAAUGCAGGCUGAGCAAGCCAGGAGGAUGAACCAGUAAGCAGCAUCCUCCAUUGCCUUCCCAUCAGUUUCUGCCUCCAGGUUCCUGCUGUGAGUCCCUGUUCUGACUUGGUUUGAUGAUUAAAUAUGAUCUGAAAGCAUAAAAUGAAUAAACCCUUUCCUCCCCGAGUUUGGUCAUGGUAUUUUAUCAUAAGGAUAGUAACCCUAACUAAGACAGUUACUGUUCAAUUGCUGUGAAAAAAAACACCAUGACCAAGGCAAUUUAUAAAAGAAAGCACCAUGGCCAGCAGAAUAAUAUUCCAGACGCAAAAAGGUAGUUAGGUUCAACAUGAGUAGCUGGGGUUAAAACUGGUUAAAACUUCAAGAGUCUGACUCUGAGUAGUUUAUUUUAGCAUAUUUAAGCACAAUUUAGUGCAAAUGUUCUUGGUGAUAAUUAAUGCAAUCCUGUGCAUACAGUAAAGCAUACAUAAAUCUCCUUGAGGAAAAAAGUAAGCUAAAUAAAGAUCAGACGUGACAACCUCGAAA
Molecule: messenger RNA, 3806 nt
Organism: Meriones unguiculatus (Mongolian gerbil)
Lineage: Eukaryota; Metazoa; Chordata; Mammalia; Rodentia; Muridae
Product: collagen alpha-1(I) chain-like
Exons: 3
Coding region: 1-942 (313 amino acids)
Source: RefSeq, a predicted model, not a curated record